AUGGGGCCCAAGGGUCUCUAUUCAUGGAAAUCUCUGAACCAUCCAGAUCGACUGACCUAUCCUCAAAUCCGGCGGAACGGGAAGCUUGAACGAGCGACCUGGGAUGAGGCAAUGACCUUGAUUGUGGAACGUUCGCUUGAUAUUCAAAGCCGUUUGACGAAUCAUGGCAUUGGCUUCUACACGACUGGUCAGUUGUUCCUUGAGGAGUACUACGCUCUCGCCAUGGUAGGAAAGGCAGGGCUUAAUACCUUGCAUAUGGAUGGCAAUACUCGCCUGUGUACCGCCACAGCUGCAGCAUCAAUGCGAGAAAGUUUUGGUUCCGACGGACAACCAGGUUCUUACACCGACAUUGAUUUUACCGAUUGUAUCAUGCUGGUGGGCCACAACAUGGCCGCAACUCAGACUGUUCUUUGGUCUCGGAUACUGGAUCGUCUCGCUGGACCUGACGCCCCUACGGUGAUUGUCAUUGAUCCAAGAAAGUCAGACUCGGCAAAGAAGGCCACAAUACAUCUGGCCCCAAAGAUCGGAACUAACGUUGCACUGCUUAACGGGUUGCAGCAUCUCCUUUUCGAGAAUGAUUAUAUCAACAAAGAGUUUGUCUCUAAGCAUACUGUCCAGGUAGAAGAACUUAAAGCCACUGUGAAAGACUACAACCCAGGCAUGGUUUCCGAAAUCACAGGUGUACCAGCAGAAGACAUCAUCCGUGUUGCGCAUAUUCUGGGCAAAACCAAGACACUACUCUCCACUGCUCUGCAAGGUGUCUACCAGUCAAAUCAAGCCACGGCAGCAGCUUGUCAGAUCAACAAUAUUAAUCUUGUUCUGGGGCAUAUCGGUAGACCGGGCAGCGGGAUAUUCCAGAUGAAUGGGCAACCAACAGCUCAAAAUAACCGUGAAGCGGGUUGCGAUGGAGAGUUCCCCGGCUUCCGCAACCAGGAAAAUCCCAAUCAUAUGCAGGAACUGGCAGAUCUAUGGAAUAUCGACUACAAUACUAUACCUCAUUGGAACGAGCCCACACACAUUGAGAAUAUGUUGAAGUACAUUAAAGCUGGCACCAUCGAGAUGUUCUGGAUCAGUGGCACCAACCCACUGGUCAGUCUACCAAACUUACCAAUGGUACGCGAGACCUUAACAAAAGAGAGCCUCUUUGUGGUUGUCCAAGACAUAUUCCCAACAGAGACCACGGCUAUCGCCGAUGUGGUGCUUCCUGGCGCUGCUCAAGGAGAGAAGACAGGAUGUUUUACAAAUGUGGAUCGCACGGUGCAUCUCUCCCACAAGGCGCAAAAUCCUCCUGGUGAAGCCAAGCCGGAUUUUGACAUCUUUAUUGAUUAUGCCCGACGAAUGGACUUUCGCGACAAGGAUAAUAAGCCGCUGCUGAAAUGGAGCCAGCCAUCCGAGGCUUUUGACGCUUGGAAGGCCCUUUCGAAGGGACGACCCUGUGAUUACUCUGCAAUGACAUAUGAGAAAUUGACUGGUGGGUCUGGUAUCCAAUGGCCUUGCACCGAGAAAUAG
This is a messenger RNA of Exophiala bonariae, 1509 nucleotides long. RefSeq lists its product as uncharacterized. Lineage: Eukaryota; Fungi; Ascomycota; Eurotiomycetes; Chaetothyriales; Herpotrichiellaceae. Bases 1 to 1509 code for a protein of 502 amino acids. Gene Ontology annotation, molecular function: oxidoreductase activity. The transcript is spliced from 6 exons. The record is from RefSeq and is a predicted model, not a curated record.